AUGUCGGUCACUCAACCUGUCAAGGGCAAGACUGCCAUCAUCACCGGAGCUGGUUCAGGAAUCAACCUUGCAUUCGCAAAUCUGCUCCUGGAAAAUGGCUGUAAUGUGGUGAUAGCAGAUCUCGGCCUUCGCCCUGAAGCACAGGCCGUGGUCAAUAAGUUCAACGGACGUUCGGGAUCUGCCAGAGCUAUUUUCCAAAAGACAGAUGUCACAGACUGGGUGCAGCUGGAGGAGCUGUUUGUGGUUGCCGAGAAGGAGUUUACUGAGAUUGAUAUCGUUUGUCCUGGCGCAGGUGUCUAUGAAGAACAUUGGAGUAACUUCUGGCGGCCUCCUGGCUCCUCAGAAAGCCGCGAUGACCCGAAAGGAGGACGAUAUCGUCUGCUUGAUAUCAACAUAACCCAUCCAAUUCGAGUGACUCAGCUAGCAAUCUCACAUUUCCUACAACACCAAAAUUCCAAUAAGCGCAAACACAUCGUACAUAUUUCAAGUAUAGCUGGACAAAACCCAUCAACAGCAGCACCUAUAUAUGUGGCAACGAAACAUGCAAUCAGCGGUCUUGUCCGAUCCCUGGCCAAAUUGGACAAGGAAUUCGGUAUCCGCGUUACGGCUGUGGCACCUGGUUUGAUCAAGACACCUCUAUGGAUGGAGCACCCUGAGAAACUCAAAAUGUUCAAGGAAGGUCAAGAUGUAUGGGUCACGCCUGAAGAAGUCGGCGAAGUCAUGCUGGCCCUGGUUCAGCAGGAGGAAGUAAGCGAGAUCAUCGGGGACAGGGAGGGGAAAGGGGUUUUGUUUCCGGUAGAAGGUGGUACGAUCCUGGAGGUUUCUAAGACUGUCCGAGCAGUGCAUCCAUUCAAUGAUCCUGGUCCUUCGAAUCGUGCUGGAAAUACAGUCGCGAAUGCGGAGGCGGUUGAGAAUGAGAUAUAUGAUUUGCUGUCCACACCUGGUUGGGGGAAGGCCAACCUGUAA
This is a messenger RNA of Talaromyces marneffei, 966 nucleotides long. RefSeq lists its product as uncharacterized. Gene Ontology annotation, molecular function: oxidoreductase activity, acting on the CH-OH group of donors, NAD or NADP as acceptor. The transcript is spliced from 3 exons. Gene Ontology annotation, cellular component: cytoplasm. Lineage: Eukaryota; Fungi; Ascomycota; Eurotiomycetes; Eurotiales; Trichocomaceae. Bases 1 to 966 code for a protein of 321 amino acids. The record is from RefSeq and is a predicted model, not a curated record.